UAUGGGAAAUUGUACUAUUUAUGUUUGAAGAUGAAGAUUAUAUAAAUACUUAGCUUGACUUUGAACAAGCUGUGUAACGUGAAGAAUAGAAAAAUAAAAAUGAAGACUUGGCUGUAUGGGCUUUUGACCCCUUUGCCUGUCCAGAUGGACGAACAGAACCAAAAAAAAAUUGUCUGUUGUCUAUUGAAGUCAAAAUUUCAAUAUUCAAUAAAUUCUGAAUUUCUGAUUUCUUAACAAAAAUGUUAUGCCGGAAAAUUGCUUUGGAUAACUGAAGAACAGAAAAAGAAAUUGUUUAGUUUUGUAAGAAACGGUUAAAUUGUUAUAAUUUAACAUCAAAAAUGCUUAUAACUAUUCUUGGACUACCACUUUCUACCAAAUAUCACGAAAUAAAAGUCUUAAUAACACAGAAAUGUGGAAUUCCCGAUUUCAUCCUAGAUAAUUUAUUGACCGAUACUGAUGGUACGAAGAAGGUUCGCGUAGGCCUUGCGGACGAUGCUGAAGGCGCUCACGUAAUUAAGUGUCUCAAUGGAUAUAAAUUAUCUGGAAAUGUUCUGCGAGUGGUGCCUUUUGGAAAAUCUGGGAUUGCCAGACAAAACAACUCUGCACCCAAUCAUCGAAGCACCUUCGAGACUCAAGGUUAUCAAAAUGAUUUUAAUCAGAUGGGCAGGUCACAGGUUGACCCAUGGGGUUCUCAUUCUCAAUGGACACCUCAACAACAAACAGGACACAUACAGAAUCAAAAUAACUUGAGUUAUCAGCAGGUACAACAAGGCGGUGGUUAUGUAUCUGUGGGUACCAGUCAUACACCAAUAAGAAAUGAGUUUCAACAGGGUGCUGUGAAUCAGUCUGGAAUGCAGAACUUACCAAAUUAUGAUUAUCAAGCUGGUCCAAAACAAUCUAAUCGGCAAGGAGUGCUACGAACUGUCGAAAUUGUUGAAACACCUCCACAGAAUCUACCAGGGAGACAUCAACCCAACUAUGAUUUACAACGGGAUAGAAAUCUUGCAUUACCAAAAGGAGGUUCAGAUGGCAAUCAAUUCAGUUUAGGUCAACAGUCUUACCAAAACAGACAAUGGCCUCAGGGUCACGAGCAGAAAAUGGAUUCGUAUGAGAAAAGUGACUAUGGUAAAUAUAUGCCCCAAGACAAGAGAAUUUUGAAGGAACAACUUGCAAUGAAGUACAAAGAGCUGGAUAAGCCCCAGUAUGAUCCACAUGAAAAGAAAAUGUUGAAGGAACAACUGGCAAUGAAGUACAAACAUUUAGAAAAGUCGCAAUAUUCUCCCCAAAAUAUGCAUGCUCGGGGCUUGCAACCACGACAGGUUUCGCCUUCUCCGCGUCAUUCGCCGGGGAGAAAAAUGACUGGCAGAAUGAGAUCUCCACCUAGAAGAAGUGUCUCACCACACGGAAGAAGACUUUCACCUCCCGGAAGAAGACUUUCACCUUCUGGAAGGAGACCUUCACCCGCUGCCGGGAGGACCUCGCCUAUGGGCAGAAGCCGUAGGAUGUCACCUGGCCGUAGGGUGUCACCUGCAGGGAGAAACCCUAUGGAACCACCUGUAGAUAGACGAAUGCCGUCUAGUGGAAUGAUGGCCCAUGGAAGGCCUGUUUCACCAAAACUCAGGAAGGAAUUAGGUGACAGAAAUGUGACCCGACAUCAUUCAGCAGGGCAUAGAGUUGAUUUGAGAUACUCCCCACCACGUCCCACAGAAUCUGUGGCGAUAAAGCAAGUCCGACCGGCCUACGAACCCACGCCACAGGCUUCAAAUCAAGAAAUGUACUCAGGUGGCUACCGUCCAAAUGAUACUGCACAAUAUAAUCUUCAAAAUGUACGCUCCGAAGGAUCGAGCUCACGUUGGACUGUUAGGGAUAAGCACUUUGGUAAAAAUCUGGAUGAUGAUAGAAGAGACGUGUUGAGGAUGGCGAAAUUCGAAACGCCAAGGUCUUCAGAUACCGCUCGAGUUAUUGAAGAUGUUCAUGGGCCACGUUCUUCGAAUAGGGGAUCUAGAUCGCCAAGGCGCGAGCGGUCACCAUUGCGCGAUCGCUACAGAAGACAUUCUCCCUCGCCGCGUUCGCCACGACGCUCUUGGGCUUUAGAAAAAAGACGCAGUCCUGAAGUGCCUGAUGAAGCGCCACCACCCCCUGUUUGGACUGCGGAAAGUCCAAAGCAAGCAGAUUACCGAGAUAUCAGACAUAGUUAUACCCAUGCAGAGCAGACGCGUCGUCAAUGGGUUCCAAUAUCGCAAUCCAAAAAAGAAGAAGAAGCACGCGUAAGGCAAUCGCGACAUGAUUCGAGAGAACGUAUUCGACAAGAGGCACAAGAAAUGCAUUUCCGGGCAGAAGAGAAGGAACAAGUUGAUUUUUUGAUGAUUAAAGAAGAUUUAACUCGUCGUAUUGAACAGAAAGCUGUGAUUCUGAAGAAGCAAGAAGAACUGCAGAAGGAAAUCGAAGAUGUAUAUAAACGAGCUGUUGAUUUUACAAAAAAGGCUGAGAGGCACAGAAAAGGCGAUCAAAGACGCGAUGAUCACAGCGCAGUUGAAAAACAAGCUCAACGAGACAUUCGUUUUGAUCGCAAAGACGAAAAAAGACCGAAGCCACAAAACAAUUCAAUAAGUUUUGCUAUCAAAACCAAAAGGCAGAAAGCUACUGAAGAACUUGCAGACAAAAUUUUGUCCAAGUUCGGUGAGAAUUUACCUGAAUUGAUCAAAGCUCAGGUAUUUGAACAAAUCUGUGAUGCAGUCUCUAAGAUUUUGGAUGAUAUGUAUGGUGAUAACGACGUAUCGUUCAUAGAAGCUGUUAUAAAAUUUAACAGUAGGCAUAACGUAAAGGACGAGGAGAAAAUAUUUGAUAACGUAAUGUCGAAAUUCCCACUUCAAUACAGAGUGCUGAAGCGGUCUGCUGAAGAAUGUGUUCCACCACCACCAAAAACACCGAAAAUGGCAACAGACGUCGCAGAUGUUGCUCAACCUGCGAUUCUGUACGCAGGCAGAAGAAACAGAUUUGACCCGAGAUCGGCACGUCCUCUGCCGCAAAGGAUAAGGGCUUCGAUUCCUGUCAGAAAACAACAGCACUUUAUAGGGAAGAACCCUAGAUUGGUAGCAGCUCAGACCUCGGAACCGCAAAAAAAAUUUACACCAGUUGAGAAAGACGGAGUCAGAAAACCACAGCACGUUAUAGCGAAGAAACCAAGAUUGGUAGCGGCGAAGCCUUCAGAACCGCCGAAAAAAUAUACACCAGUUGAGAAAGACGAAGUGAAGAACAGCGACGCUGCGGCGAUAGAGGAACUGUUUCCGGCCGAAAAACGAGAGGGAAGCCGAGAGUUGGACGCGGUCACAUCCAAGAUGCUCGAGUACGAGCUGAGGCAUAUUAUGAUCAAGGUGUGGCAGGAGUUCCCGGACGACCCGCCAACGGACGAGGAGCGAUACGUCGCUGAGAAGUUCCGCAACGAGGCGGGAGACGAACUCACCAAUGUGAUCGGUCUGAACGUCACAAAGAGACUUCUUAACAUAUACAACAGGCUUAUUGUCAAGCUGCACUUCUCCAACCGCCCGGAGAGGAGUUGCCUCCUGUUGUUCCUCAAGAAGUACAACUUCCGCGGGUUCAAACGUGUCCCGACCGAGAGCAACACUUUCGCGGGCAUGCUCAAGUCGGUCGAGCAUUUUGACACUAUAUGCAAGACCAAGUUUCUCAAGUGCGGUAGCGCGCAUGUCACCGUGACACCAUGCUACCGGUUCAUGAAGUGCCCAGAAGGCUUGAAAACAAAGUUUGUCGACGAAUCUGACGCUGAAAAGGACACUUCUCUAGUGUCUGAAAAUGCAGAAAAGAAAAGUGAAGAUACUACGGAAAUUAUCAAAAGUGCCGAUGAAAGUCAGAAAAUAAAUGAUGGUAACAAAAAAGAAGAUGAGUUGAAAGUAGCUAAAACAAUAAAAAUAGAAGAAGCUGAUAAUACAAAUAAAGUGGAGACUGCCAGAGAAAUAGCUAUUGAAGCAAAUACAAACAUUUCUGAGAAAAUGAAAACAGAGGAACCUUCUAUGCCGCAAAAGAUAACGUCAAAGAUUAUUCCAGAUGUCAAAAAAGAAGUAAGUAAAGCUGAAGAAGGGAAGAAAAUGGAAGUCAACAAAAGUAAAUUGACAAAAGUAAAUGAGACAACUAUAGAGAAGUCAAGUCCUCAAGUCGAAAGUGUUGAAAAAACACUAAAAGAUACAAAUGCUAAAAUUGUUGAAAACAAACCAACAGUGAAACAAGAGUUUGUCAAAAAUGUUGCAAAGAUACAAACUCAAGGAAAAACAAUUACCAAGCCUGUUAAUUCCCUGCAGGCACAAACCAAAAGAGUGGAAGUCAAGAAGAACUUGAAAAAUGUCUCAAAGGCUGAUGACUUCGAAGAGAUGGCUGAUGAUGAGAUAUUAGCAUUAUUGUCUUCUGGUGUUGUAUUAGAUGAGUGUGGAUCUGAUGAGGAAUAAUGGAUUUCUAUAAAAUAUGCACACGUAUAGGUUUUAUCUGAUUAGUAGGUAAUUAAUAUAAGAUUGAUGUGG
Molecule: messenger RNA, 4529 nt
Organism: Leptidea sinapis
Lineage: Eukaryota; Metazoa; Arthropoda; Insecta; Lepidoptera; Pieridae
Product: serine/arginine repetitive matrix protein 1-like
Exons: 20
Coding region: 339-4457 (1372 amino acids)
Source: RefSeq, a predicted model, not a curated record